This is a messenger RNA of Gekko japonicus, 3281 nucleotides long. It is a transcript of the gene USP8, whose product is annotated as ubiquitin specific peptidase 8. The coding region runs from base 216 to 3281 and encodes 1021 amino acids. Gene Ontology annotation, biological process: protein K63-linked deubiquitination; endosome organization; protein K48-linked deubiquitination. Gene Ontology annotation, molecular function: cysteine-type deubiquitinase activity. The record is from RefSeq and is a predicted model, not a curated record. The transcript is spliced from 19 exons. Gene Ontology annotation, cellular component: extrinsic component of plasma membrane; postsynaptic density; extrinsic component of endosome membrane. NCBI's taxonomy places the organism in Eukaryota, Metazoa, Chordata, Lepidosauria, Squamata, Gekkonidae.
CGCUCUGCCAGCCUCAUCCCAAACCGAGUUCCGCCUCGGAAGCCACGGCCGCCUGAGAGGCUUCCCUGCUCAGCCGCCUCACCCCUGGGACAUGGGCCUGCCCUGGCUGGGGAAGAGGCCGCGAGACCCCCCGAGCGAAAACGAGGAUUGUUGAUUAGUAAUUUAAAGAUCUGCACUGUCCUUAUUUGAAGAGACAAAAUACCCUCAGUAUUAACAUGCCUGCUGUGGCUUCAGUCCCUAAAGACCUAUACCUCUGCACUUCACUGAAAGAUCUUAACAAAAAGACUGAAAUAAAACCUGAGAAAACCAGCACUAAGAGCUAUGUACAGAGUGCCCUUAAGAUCUUCAAAGCAGCUGAAGAGUGCCGGUUGGACAGAGAUGAAGAGAAGGCAUAUGUACUUUACAUGAAGUAUGUGACUGUGUAUAACCUUAUUAAUAAGAGGCCUGAUUUCAAACAACAGCAGGAUUACUUUCAUUCGUUACUUGGACCUUCAAACAUUAAAAAAGCUAUUGAGGAAGCUGAAAGACUUUCAGAGAGUCUUAAACUCAGAUAUGAGGAAGCAGAAGUACGGAAGAAACUGGAAGAAAAGGAGAGGCAAGAAGAACUGCAGCUGAAGAAACAGGAAGCAAAAGAUGAUACAAAGGUAUCGGCGAAAACCUCUUCAGAAACUUCCCUGGAUUCCAAAGGGAAAAAUCAAAUGAUCAAUGGUGAAAAGAAGGAGAAAUUGUCUGCUGUUCCUCAAGGAGGGAUCACGGCGGAGAAAUUGUUUACGAUGAUGAUGGACAGGAGCAUCAAGCUAAUGGUCAUGGAUGCCCGAAGCCUGAAGGAUUAUCAGGAGUCAUGCAUUAUCAACUCCAUCAGCGUUCCAGAAGAGGCUAUCAGUCCUGGUGUCACCGCUAAGUGGAUUGAAACUAAACUCCCAGAUGCUUCUAAAGAGUCUUGGAAAGAGAGGGGGCAAGUCAAUUAUAUUGUUCUGCUUGACUGGUUUAGUUCUGUGAAAGACCUACAGUUAGGAACACCCCUGUGGAGCCUCAAAGAUGCACUUUUCAAGUGGGAAAGUAAAGCUGUACUGCAGAAUGAGCCCUUGGUCUUAGAAGGAGGGUAUGAAAACUGGCUUCUCUGCUAUCCCCAAUACACAACAAAUGCAAAAGUAACUCCACCCCAACGCAGCAAGAAUGAAGCAGUGUCUAUCUCUUUGGAUUUUACUUACCCAUCCUUGGAAGAGCCAGCUCCACCUGUGGUACCAGUUGUCCGUGUAAAAACUUCCAUCACGGAAAUGCCUGAAAGACCUGAAAUGGCAAAUGACAAGGAAGGAAGAGGAGAGACACUGAAACCAGCAACUCCCACUGGAUCAGUUGCUGUUGCUCCUAAGUCUGAAGGCACAUCUUCUGUACCCCAGCCAGCAUCUUCUGUGAAGAUUAUUCCUCAGAUUGAUCGUACAAAAAAGCCUUCAGCAAAAAUUCCAGAUGAUGCUAAUGGGUCAAAAGCUGAGAGCCCAGCCACUGGCAAGCAGAUUGUUUCAGAUGGAAGAGUCGUUCCAGAUCGUUCCACGAAACCCCCAUUAGAUACAAAACCCAGCCUGGCAGAGGAAGAGAAAAGCCACGGGCUGACAGAAAAGGAGAAAAGGCAGCAAGGAAAGGAGCUGCAGGAGAAAAACAAGGAAGAACAGAGAGAGCGGCUCAGACAGGAGAAGCAGGACCAAGGGCAGAAAGCCAGAGAAGAGCAGGAGGAAACGGAAAGCAAGGGAAAUCUCCAGAAGGCAAAAGAAGAAACAGAGAGGGGAGAAGGAGAGCCCCAGGCUAGCAAAGAGGUGGAUGAAAAGCAGGAGCUAGAGAAGAAAGCCCACACAGAGCUAAAAGAAAUUAAAAAACCAAGCCAGACUGGAAGCGAAACCCCCGAAGGGAGGAAAAAACUAGAUGCUGGGAGCAACUUUGUCAAUGAAAAAGAAAAAGUUACCCGGACACCAGAAGCACAAAGGCGGAGAUUUGCAGAGGAGUCGCGGGCAGCUGUGAGGGGGGAUUUGGUCUCAAGCAAGCAGACUGGGCUUAAAGGACAUCCAGAAACAGAAUCUCAAAAGCCAGGAACCAGUAGAGAGGAUACUGAACAAGAUUCUGAAAAAAAUAAAUCCCAGCGGGAGCCUUUAACAAGGGCACGGAGUGAGGAGAUGGGCAGGAUAGUACCAGGACUGCCUUCUGGUUGGGUAAAGUUCCUUGAUCCAGUCACUGGGACCUUCCGUUACUAUCAUUCCCCAACCAACAGCGUCCACAUGUAUCCUCCAGAAAUGACUCAGUCCGCCACACCUCCUUCUACACCGCCAACUCAUAAACCAAAGCCUCAGGCUGUUGUUGACCAACGGGAGAGGGAACACUCCAAGCUGAAGCGCUCUUACUCUUCUCCAGACAUCACGCAGGCCAUUCAAGAGGAAGAGAGGAAGAAGAUCGUUGUCACUCCUGCAGUCAAUCGCGAGAAUAAACCCUCAAGCUAUACAAAAGCUGAGAUAUCAAGGCUUUCUGCUUCUCAGAUUCGUAAUCUCAACCCUGUUUUUGGAGGACAGGGACCAGCCCUCACAGGCCUUCGGAACUUAGGAAACACCUGCUACAUGAACUCCGUCUUACAGUGUCUUUGCAACGCCCCACAUCUGGCAGAUUAUUUCAACAGAAACUUCUAUCAGGAUGAUAUCAACAGGUCAAACCUCUUGGGUCACAAAGGUGAAGUGGCAGAGGAGUUUGGCAUAAUCAUGAAGGCCUUCUGGACUGGGCAGUACAGAUACAUCAGUCCAAGAGAUUUUAAAGUCACCAUUGGGAAGAUCAAUGACCAGUUUGCAGGGUACAGUCAGCAAGACUCUCAAGAACUGCUCCUGUUCUUAAUGGACGGUCUCCAUGAAGACUUAAAUAAAGCUGACAACAGAAAGCGCUAUAAAGAAGAAAACAACGAUCACCUGGAUGACUUCAAAGCAGCCGAACUCGCUUGGCACAAACACAAGCAGCUCAAUGAGUCUAUUAUCGUUGCACUUUUCCAAGGCCAGUUCAAAUCAACGGUGCAGUGUUUGACCUGUCACAAAAAGUCCCGGACCUUUGAAGCUUUUAUGUAUCUGUCCUUGCCCCUCGCAUCCACUAGUAAAUGCACUCUACAGGAAUGCCUUAGAUUAUUCUCCAAAGAAGAAAAAUUGACAGAUAACAACAGAUUUUAUUGCAGCCAUUGCAAGACUCGAAGAGAUUCUUUAAAAAAGAUAGAAAUCUGGAAGCUGCCUCCUGUUCUUUUAGUGCACUUGAAAAGGUAA